AUUACCUCUUCUUUUCAUUCGUUUCGAUUUCCACUUCAGCAACCGCAUGUGUUGCAACUUCUAUACAGUCCUUUAAACCAUUCACAUCAAUCUGAGAACAUCACACUAUGCUCCGCCAUCUUUACUCCAUCUCCCUCGUCACUCUUCUUCUCUCAGCGCUCUCAAAUGCUCAAGAUACAACUUCCAGCACUACGACAACAUCAGGAAAUUACAUCAUCGUGUUGAAACAUGAUGCAGCUGAAGAUAUUGUUCAAAACCAUCUGAGCUGGAUGUCCAAACAUCUUGCCGUUAAUAGCACCCAUCAUGCAGCAUAUACUACAUCUCAACAAAAUACCACCUCGCGCGCCAGUUUGAAUUACGCCUCCAUUGGCAAUUUCAAGUGGUACUCUGGCAAUUUUCAUCCAACGGCUAUUGAAAGCCUUAAAAAUGGAACAGCGCAGGACGCUGUACACUAUGUUGUAGAAGAUAUUACUCUCAAUACGCAAGAACUUGUACAAGCAAACGUACCAAGUUGGGGUCUCGAUCGUAUUGAUCAGCGCCGCGGUACAGAUGGAAAUUACCGGUUUCCAUCAAGUCAAGGAAGCGGUGUAACAAUAUAUGUUGUUGACACCGGCAUGGAUAUUAGCCACAGCGACAUUGUAGGAAGAGCAUCACACGGCCCAACUUUUAUUGGAAAUACCAGCGACCCUACCGACUCCAAUGGCCAUGGUACAUUCGUUGCUGGCGUAUGUAUAGGCACCCGAUACGGUGUCGCAAAGCAAGCAAACGUUGUUUCUGUCAAAGCAUUGAAUGCUGAUGGUGAUGGUCAACUAAGCAACGUUUUGAAAGCACUCAGCUGGAUCGUCGAACAGCACCAGAACGAUACAAGCGCAAAAACUAUUGUAAAUCUAUCCCUCGGUGCAAAAUACAAUCAGGCCACUAAUGAAGCUGUUGAAGAAGCCAUUUCACUUGGUAUCCAUUUCGCGAUAGCUGCUGGCAAUUACGGUAUGGACGCAUGUCAAUUUUCACCUGCAUCUGCAAAAGGCGCCCUUGUUGUAGGUGCCAUAGACGAAGAUGAUUCUGUUUCUUACUAUUCCAACUUUGGUGCCUGUGUUGACUUAUUUGCUCCCGGUACAAAUAUCAAAUCCAUUUGGAACACUGGUUCUGACUCAACAAAAACUUUGACCGGUACUUCCAUGGCAUCACCUCACGCUGCUGGAGUUAUGGCACUGUAUCUGUCACAGAAAAACUAUAAUACCUCUGACUUGAUCAAUUACAUGAAACAUGUUUCGACCUUGAUUCGGGAAGACUUCUUGAUCAACAACGGAAGCACCAUUGCCAAUAUCAAUGAAACCGUUCUUGAUAAUGGCGUCUCCGACGGUUAUAAGUCGUCCAACCCUAACAUUCUUGUAAAUGAAUCUACUCCCGCCAACAUCCUAUAUAACCAUCCAAUGGAUGACCAGCAACUUAUGAUUUACGAUCAACCUAUACCAGGCGCUGCAUCUUCUUUGCGUUCAACGUCUCUCGUUCUGAUCUCAAGCUCUGUCUUCGCUCUUGUAUGUGCUUUAUUCCUAUAGACUUAGUACACUCCUUCUUCGAGACCAUCUUCCUUGAUACCUCCUCGUUUGCUGUGUAUUUACUAAUAAACAUCAUGAUCAUGACGCGCAUGCCACUUUGAUUAUUAAAUCUGACA
This is a messenger RNA of Umbelopsis ramanniana AG, 1672 nucleotides long. RefSeq lists its product as uncharacterized. NCBI's taxonomy places the organism in Eukaryota, Fungi, Mucoromycota, Umbelopsidomycetes, Umbelopsidales, Umbelopsidaceae. Gene Ontology annotation, biological process: proteolysis. Gene Ontology annotation, molecular function: serine-type endopeptidase activity. The transcript has 5 exons. The coding region runs from base 108 to 1556 and encodes 482 amino acids. The record is from RefSeq and is a predicted model, not a curated record.